AUGUCUUCUAACAACACAUACAAUCUUCGCUCGCGCACUCGCGUUAGAGCUAGCUCAGUUUCUACCCCUGCACAUGAAAAGAACAUAGAGGUGCGUGAUGAUUUCGGAAAUUUUAUCGUUAAUAUACUAUCUAGCGCCCAAAUUACGGCGGAAGGCCCCAGCUCUAGGGCUGCGUUGCCUGACUCUGUGGAAUCCCCUCUGACCUCAACAGGGCAGUCCGAAAGGACUGGAAGCGAGAGUCCGUCCGCAUUGAGACCCAUGCACUCCUACAACGACGUGGUCUGUGCGAGUAGCCCUGUAUCAGACCCUAGGGUCAAACAGGAGAAUACCCUGGCGUUAGACACAAUAACUGGUGUCGAAUUAGACACCAACGCAGAUACACCUGUAGAAAGGUCAAUAGAUCAUGUCACCUUUGAAACUGCUAGUGAUAAGAGUGAACAUACCGGUAGUGAGGACAAUGACGAUCAUCCAUGGACGACGGUCCAACACAACAAAGGAUCACGGGCAAAGACACCUGAUAUCCUGACUGGUGCUCAGAAAAGCACAGUUCAAGCGGCAGAACGCCAAGAAAGACUGAGUCAACGAGACAGCACGACCGCACCAUCGGAAAUGUCGCCGAGCGGUGGAGGACCUUCAAAGGGAAAAGGCAUAGAUCCAGGAAACUGGGGGGCUAUAACCAAUGAAGGAGAAAUAGAUAUCGAGGAGCAGUGCACUGCCCUUGAAUCCUAUAGAGUGGCUAAAGAUCUUGCGAGUCAGUCGGAGUCCCCACAGGAAGAGGAGGACGAUCCUACUGAAACCGACAGACCCGAGAUCCAAAACACGUCAACCGAGGACAUUUUCGCUCAGGCCAGGCAUGAGCAGAAAUUAAUCAACACUGCUGUAGAAAGGGCAGAGAAGUGCAUUCAAAAGAAAUAUGAUGAAAAAUUAAAGGAAUUGACCUUUAAACUGCGGGAAAAAAAAGAGGAAACUUCAACUCCCAGAACGUGAACAAGGAUCCAGCAACCCGAUAGAGGGCAAGUGAUGGAGCCCAUGCAUGUUAGGUACCGUGCUGGCUCAAGAGGCAGAG
Molecule: messenger RNA, 1066 nt
Organism: Suillus paluster
Lineage: Eukaryota; Fungi; Basidiomycota; Agaricomycetes; Boletales; Suillaceae
Exons: 2
Coding region: 1-987 (328 amino acids)
Source: RefSeq, a predicted model, not a curated record